AUCAGCACUGUAACUGUUUCUUUCUGCUGUUCACACAGACACCAGAGCUUCUGCAAGCAAGCUGGUAUUUUCUUAACAUAUAAGAGACCAUGAAGGAGCUCUAAGGAGCUGCAAUCAGACCAUCAGCACUGUUUUCCUUCCGUUGUUUGGCCAGAUUCAUCAUUUUGUGAUGUUUGGGCGUUUUUGCUGAUGGACCAGAGACGCUUCUGAGGACCUCUAAAGUGGGAUCCCGUUGAUGGUGGCUUGACGGGACUCUGUUUGCAGGGCUUUCUCUCUUUCUCUGUUUUCACUUGUCCAGGCUUUGAGAAGGAGCCAUCAUGAAUCCGCUGUUUAAAGCAUACAAGAGCAAGGUCAUGAAAACCUUCAACCCUGAUGCUGAGGAAGACCCUGCUGAAGAGGUGAUUGAGGCAGCCGAAGAAAUGACACCAGUCCAGCAAGAUGAAGGGCCGAGUACUGUCACUCAGCUCGCUAAAAGAAUGCAGGGAGUUGGGGCGAAAGGGUGGAAAAGUGUGACUGCUCUCUUUAACAAAGAUGAUGAGCACCAGCUUCUGGAAGCAGAACCAGACAGCCAGCCUGCUGCAGACCACCCACUGGCAGUGAAGCCAGAGGAGCCCCCACGGCCCAACAAGCGCGGCACAGGAUUCUGGGAUAGCUUUGCCACAAAGUGGCACCAGGCAGCUGCCAUGAAACAGGCCGAGGCAGCAUCUGCCGCAGCAAUGGAGGCAGGCGGUGAGGGAGGGGUGGAGCCAGGCCUGAGCCAAGAGGAAGGAAUGAAUCAGGGAGGGAUGGAGAACGAGGCAGGAGGAGAAGGAGGGGGGCAUGGCAACAGCUUUUCAAAGUACGCCUCUCUGGGCGGGGCUAAUGACAACACACCCUCCUUCAAAUGGAACUUUGUGACAGGCAAACUGGCUGAGUUAAAAAGCAAAAGCAUGACCAAAAGCAACUAGACCUACAACGGUGGAGGAGAGACGCCAGAGAUGGAAACAGCAAAGCAGAAGCACUAUACCUAGUCAACACCAGCCACAGCGUUACACCAUAAACCUUCACUGUGCACUGGGAUCUGAUGCACACCUAGAUCUCUCCUGGCCACCUAGUUGUGGACAAAUCUCAGCCAUCUGGCAUUUAUUUCUAUAAAGGGUUAAAGAUGUUUCUAUAGGCAGCUCCUCCAGUCUUUGAUUUGACUGGAAGGGCAUCUACACUUCAGACAGUUUAGACUGAUCAGAGUGCUGAAGCAGCCACUUCCUAUUCCUUUCCAUUACACCAAAAAUAUGAAAGCAAACCAUUAGAGGGCACCUGCGAGUAAGUCCUCACUGGUAGUGAACGGAGCAA
Colossoma macropomum (tambaqui) is the source of this 1329-nucleotide messenger RNA. RefSeq lists its product as uncharacterized. The record is from RefSeq and is a predicted model, not a curated record. Bases 318 to 947 code for a protein of 209 amino acids. Gene Ontology annotation, biological process: spermatogenesis. Lineage: Eukaryota; Metazoa; Chordata; Actinopteri; Characiformes; Serrasalmidae. The transcript has 4 exons.